Molecule: messenger RNA, 1059 nt
Organism: Paramecium pentaurelia
Lineage: Eukaryota; Ciliophora; Oligohymenophorea; Peniculida; Parameciidae
Source: the annotation of a GenBank genome assembly
AUGUUUGUAAUCUCUCUCUUAAUUAUCAUCACUAAUGCAUGUACCAAUAAUGCAAACACUGGUUGGAGUAAUAAUUACUAAAAGAUGCUCAUAACAACAGCCAAUUCUAUAUCAAAUGUAGAUCUCAAAACUGUAUGCCCAAAAAUUGAUCCAGCAAAGGUUCCAGGUCUAACUCCCUAUCAAUACUUGAGUUCUAGAAGCUGUCUUGGAUAUUUAGGACCAUUGGGUCCUUAUGGACCUUUAUCAAAGCUAGGACCUUUGUCCAACCAUAUUUGGUAUUUAACCAACCUUUUAGACAAAAUCUAUUUGCCUACUAAUUUAGUUGAAUUAUUUCAAUGGACUCAAUAUUAAAACGGAGCUCCUUUGUCUAAGGAUGGACCCUUAGGUUAUAAAGGUCCAUUGGCAACAACACAAUAUUAUGGUUAAUAAGAUCCAGGAAAAAAAUUAUUUGAAACAAAUGAUUUUGCUGUCUAAUUAAGAGCUUUUGGAUUAUGGUCAGCAAUUGGUCCAAUAGGACCAUUAGGACCUUUAGGACCGUUGGGACCAUUAGGACCAAUAGGAGCUCAUGGAUACAGCAUUGAUCUAAAUGGAAAUUAUGUUAAUGGUUCUAAGAUAGUAAAAUCUGUUACCAUAGAUUAUGAUGGCAGUAGUACAAGAACAUAUCCUUUAUAUGAAUUUUAUUAGAGCAGUUAUGCUAAGACUGUUUUGUUAGAUACAUCAUUUCUAGUAGAGAAUGAUAUUUGUUAAAAUGAUGAUGCUUAUGAAAUUGGUUCUCAACCAUUUAACCAGAUAGUAACAUUUGUUUUAACUCCUCUUACAGCUUUAGAUUCAUAUUCUUUAAUUUUAAAAGAUUAAUAUGGUAGAGUAUUAGCUUAAUCAAAUGCAGAAAACUACAUUCAAACCAUUUAAUUGAAUGUGUAAAUGAAUACUUAAUUAACUAUAAUAGUCCAUCCAAUACUCUUACAUACAACGAUUGGAUAAUAUAGAUUAUUUGUAACUGGUUCAACAUAAUACAUUACCAUGUACAAUAUAUCUGGAAAUCAGAUUUUAUCCAAUUGA